Molecule: messenger RNA, 1134 nt
Organism: Chiroxiphia lanceolata (lance-tailed manakin)
Lineage: Eukaryota; Metazoa; Chordata; Aves; Passeriformes; Pipridae
Gene: C1QTNF8
Product: C1q and TNF related 8
Exons: 2
Coding region: 37-864 (275 amino acids)
Molecular function (GO): protein binding
Source: RefSeq, a predicted model, not a curated record
AACCCCAAGAAAAGCACCUCGAGGUAACACCGACAGAUGGCUCUGAUUGGAAUCGCUGUGUUAAUAAUUCCUGUUCCUUUGCUGGUCCAGCUGGCCCUGCUGAAGAUGAGGGUGGUGCUCCUGCUGCUCCUGGUGUCCGUGGGGAACGUCGGAGCCGAGUUGGAGAAGGGCCCCCCCAGGCGCCUGUCGUGCGUGCGCUGCUGCGGCCCCUCGGAGCAGCCCGUGUCCAUCCUCUCCUCCAGGCACACCAGGAUGAGCAGCAGCCCCUACUCUGUGCCCAAAGUCCAGCCCACCAUAGACAUCACCAUCCUCAAAGGGGAGAAGGGCGAGAUGGGAGAGAAGGGAUUCCCUGGAGCAGCUGGGAAGGCUGGAGAGAGAGGAUUACGCGGCCUGAACGGCAGGAAGGGCCAGAAAGGGCAGCCCGGCCCUCAGGGCCACUCCUGCAAGCAGCUCUUCGCCGCCUUCUCGGUGGGCCGGAGGAAACCCCUGCACAGCUCCGACUACUUCCAGCUCGUCACCUUCGACACCGAGUUCGUGAACCUCUACCAGCACUUCAACAUGUUCACGGGGAAGUUCUUCUGCUACGUGCCGGGCGUCUACUACUUCAGCCUCAACGUGCACACGUGGAACUACAAGGAGACCUACGUGCACGUGAUGAGGAACGAGCGGGAGGCGGCCAUCCUGUACGCCCAGCCCAGCGAGCGCAGCAUCAUGCAGAGCCAGAGCCUCAUGCUGGACCUGCAGGAGGGCGACGAGGUCUGGGUCAGGAUGUUCAAGAGGGAGAGGGAAAACGCCAUUUACAGCGAGGAGUCCGAUGUCUACAUCAUCUUCAACGGGCACCUCAUCAAACCGGCCGGGGAGUAGCCGCUCGCCGGCUCCGGGCGCGAGGCUUUGGUAGAUCCAGUAGAGUCUCCCCUCGUAGAAGUGCACAUCUAGAUCUGCUUGGAAGGGUUACAGAUCUGUAAGGGUUGUCUGUCCAUGCCCAGUGAGGGUGGAGGUGGCUGUUCCAAGGUGCUACGAGCUGCACAAGCACCCACAAGGCUUCAACUCCAGCUUUGCAACCCUGUGUAGGCCCCCAGUAACAUCCCCAUCAAGCUGGCAGCAAAAAUUUAACUCCUUUGCUCUCCUUUAGAG